CAUCCCACCGCCUUCAAGCUGCUAUUUGAAGAUUGGUUUGCAUGGGGCCGCAGGGUUAGCAUACAUAAUUGGCAUAUUCAGAGGAGAACUCGUUCAUACGGAGCAAGAGUCGUGACUAUCUGGCCACAUGCUCACUGCAUCCCCAUCUAAACUGGUAAGUUACCAGAACAUAUCUCACUAUUAGAACCAAGUUUGCCAAGCCAGUGGCCAGCGACUCACCGAUGGCGGAAUUAAUCGUUUGGUCGCAAACCAUCCACUUGGGACGACCACCGCCAAGCAGCUCUUACUCAAGGAGGGCCAAAGCUCGCAGCAAGAAGAGCAUCAGUUCGGAGGCCGGUCGAUCGGUAGAAACCACAGCGGGAAAGCAGAUCAGAAUCAGAUAUAGCAUUCGUAAUCCCGCGGAUUGGCCCAGGGCGUCGUAUGCGGCCGCCUCAAUCGGAUGCCCACGGUGCUGUUACACGCAGAUCCGCAGCCUGCGCGAGGAGGUCUUGGGACUGGACUGCAACUGCGAGAUAAACAACCUUGAAGGUAACAAGGUAAACAAAGGUGGACGAUGCAGUGUAAAGCGAGACGGGCACGUGACUGUACCAGCGGCGGGUAAGUCUUUACCCGACACACACACCCUCCAUCCGCGGAGUGAUGUCCAAGUCAGUAUAUCCAACCUGACGGAGUCUCGGGCUUCCUGUCAAAUACUGAGAAGAGACAAUGCACUACGGUGUAUGCGAGGGCUAAACACGUGAGGGCGACUCCACCAUAGUAAAGAAACUAGUAAAC
Messenger RNA from Aspergillus aculeatinus CBS 121060, 774 nucleotides. RefSeq lists its product as uncharacterized. Lineage: Eukaryota; Fungi; Ascomycota; Eurotiomycetes; Eurotiales; Aspergillaceae. The record is from RefSeq and is a predicted model, not a curated record. The coding region runs from base 222 to 740 and encodes 172 amino acids. The transcript has a single exon.